Klebsormidium nitens is the source of this 1068-nucleotide messenger RNA. The record is from the annotation of a GenBank genome assembly. Lineage: Eukaryota; Viridiplantae; Streptophyta; Klebsormidiophyceae; Klebsormidiales; Klebsormidiaceae.
AUGUUUCAAAGUGGUACUCCUCUCGCUCAAGUCCUCGAGAACAAGCACGAACCGGUGCCGCUUGAUGCAUUGGCAAAAGCGUGGCUUCAGCUUCUCGUGCAAAGCGGAAGGCUCAAGAGACGAUCCGCGACGCUCAGUUUUCCACGGGUCCUGGCACAAACCACGUCAACAAUCCACGUUUCCGUUAGUGCAAGCCUCCUUCGGCUGUCGCCAGCGAUUGGUCCGGUCAAGACAUGCAGAUGUCACGGCGCAAUACUUGGUAGUCCUCUGCUUUCGGGAUCCGAAGUUCUCUGCUGCCCAGUCACUGCUCAGCAUCUCGAUGAGCGAGACUGCGACUCCGACAGCGUUCAGAUUGGGGCCGACACUGUCUUGCAUAUGCCUCCGACAAGGGAUACUUCUGGGAGCCGUGCACUAGCGACAAGCCACUCUGAGAAGAUGGAGAUCCAAGUUGUGAAGCUGAUCAAUCUGAGCACCUUGGAUGAAGUUUUACUUUUUGGAGAUCCUUUGACGGUGACGGCGUCUUCCGAUCUCGAGUUCGACCCCAUGACCGGCAUGGACCCCCUCAUCUGGAAUGAGAAAGUGUUUCUAUCCGUCUGCGAGGCACUUCAGGAUCUUGACAAUGGACUUUUCGUUCGGUCGAAGUACCUCGUCGAUUCUGGAGAAGAAUCGCCUCUUCCACAAAGCUACCUGCUGACUCCAUCCGGAGAGGGAUCCCUCCUGAUGCGGUUGGAAGUCUGUGACUACAGUCCGUUCGAGCACGAGCGAGGCAUCCAUCAGAAGGUGUCCGAGAUGGUGAACAGCAGCGUGAGCUUCAGCCCGAUGGACGGCCUCCGCUUCACUUCACCGGGCUGCAGCCUGCGUUCCGGCCCCCGGUGGGUACCGCUUCGGACGGCUUCGGCAGCGGAAGCGGCUCCCGGGUGUUUAGCCCCCCAAGAGCGCCCGGAACAGGAUUCGGAGCACUUCCGGUCAACUCGCGCAGCGGAACCGGCCUUCCGCCACGCCCCCGGGGAGCCAGCCAGCCGAUUGGUAAAACGCCCAGGCCUGGAGCGCGUUUUGCGCAGCCUCUAG